Cynara cardunculus var. scolymus (artichoke) is the source of this 1412-nucleotide messenger RNA. Its product is annotated as AT-rich interactive domain-containing protein 2-like. NCBI's taxonomy places the organism in Eukaryota, Viridiplantae, Streptophyta, Magnoliopsida, Asterales, Asteraceae. The record is from RefSeq and is a predicted model, not a curated record. The transcript is spliced from 3 exons. Bases 334 to 1065 code for a protein of 243 amino acids.
UGAAAUCUACUCCCUACAGAAUUCAUAAUGCCAACAAAUUGUCUACCUCACCCUAGCUUUUUCCAUUUAAUGGAAAAAAAUUAAAAUAAUAGAAUUUAAGUGAGAAUAUUCCUCCGCCGCGACGAUUGUUCACCGUCACCGGCAGCACGCCGACUUCUAGAUCUUCUUGAUCAUCUACUUCCACUUUUAUCGUCAUCUAUGUGAGUUGAAUUCGAGGUAUAGCAACGGAUUCUCUAUUGAAGGACAAUUUUACGACGAUUCACCUCGUUGUUAAGGUGUUAUUAGGGGACAGUGAUCCAAAGUUCAGUUCACUCUGUCACAAACUUAUCAAGCAUGAAGAUGCCAAAACAAGUGAAGAAGACUCUGAAACGUCAUGACUCAGUUCCCAUGGAUUGGUUCAACUACAUCAAUGAUGAUAGUUUAAAAUCUGCAAUCCCAAUUGGACCACGUUUUCAGGCUGACUUGCCCGAGUGGAGUGGCCCACCUCACAGUGCUCUUAGUGAAUGUGACUCUUCAAAAUGGUUAGGCACCGUGAUAUGGUCAAUGAACAACACAACCCGAGAAAGCAAAGGGGAUGCCAUAGGGAAAGGAAGACCUGAAUCUUGCAAUUGCUCUCCCCCGGGAUCCGUCCUCUGCGUCAAGCGCCACGUCACUAAGGAAACCGCACAACUGAGAAAGGAUUUGGGACCCGCUUUCCAGAAAUGGAAGUUUGAUCAAAUGGGAGAAAGUGUUGCCAAGUUAUGGAAGCAACCAGAGCAGCAGAAGUUCACCCACCUUAUGAAAAAGAAUAUACUUUUAGAAGGUAAAGAAUUCAUAAAAUCCGCCUUGGAAUGCUUUCCAUUGAAGUCGAAGAAAGCCAUAGUCGGCUAUUACUUCAACGUAUACAUCCCUAGACAAAUGAGCAUACAAGCGAGGUCAGGCUGUACAAUGGUAGAUACAGAUGAUGAAGAAGAGAAGUCUAAGAGUCUUUGUUCCAAAAAGUCUAGAAAGAGGGAUCGGGGUGAUGGUAUAACUUUGUACAGUUCUAAACUUGUGAAGACCAGGUACUUGACCGGAAGAAGAUGACCAUAUUUCCAUGGAUGAGGAGGCUGCUAGCUCUGUAUUACUACUCCGGUUUUCAGCACUAAUCCGAGAAGACAAGUCUCCUUUUGCGGGUAUGUUUUUCUUCUUCUCAUUUCCUUUACAAGUAAAGAUCUUUCCCAACUAGAUUCAUAUCGGGGAAUCAAUAGGCAAAGCCAACAUCUUUAGGUAGGAAUUUGAUGAAGUAGUUUUGCCUAAGAUCCACACAUUCAACUUGCUUUGCUUUGCAUCUCCUAUAUCCCAUGAUCAUGGUAGUUAUUGAAGUGUUUUUAUGUUCCACAACUAAGGGGUUGUUUACUAAACACUUAAUGCCUUUUACCAGUAACUGAACA